UCUGACAUUUUAUUCAGUCUCAGUGCGUACGCGCCGCGGCCGGUUGUGUUAUUAAUAAAUUCAAAAUGGCGGCCCGCGUCAGCCGGUGUUUCUUAACAACAAGCAGGUCGUACAGCUCGAAAAGUGACAAAAAUGUGGCUUUCCUUGGCCUUGGGAACAUGGGGGGAUUUAUGGCGGCAAAUCUCGUGAAAAAGGGUUUCAACGUCCGCGGCUACGAUCCAUCUAAAGAAGCGCUGAACUCAGCCGCCAAGAACGGAGUAUCAAGCGCCAGCUCAAUCGCUGCAGCGGUCGAUGGGGUUGAUGUCGUUGUGUCAAUCUUACCCAGUAAUAAAGUCGUGCUCGACGCGUACUUGGGGAAGGAUGGAGUUGUUGACCAUGUGCCCAAAGGAUCUCUGCUAAUCGACUCCAGCACAGUGGACCCCAACGUGCCGAAACAAAUAUUCCCUGUUGCGAUUGAGAAGGGGAAGGGUUUCAUCGAUGCUCCAGUUUCAGGAGGUGUGAUGGGCGCUCAGAACGCCACACUCGCCUUCAUGGCCGGCGGUAGGAAGCAGGACUUCGACCGAUCCUUGCCUCUGCUGGAAGCAAUGGGAGCAAAGCAGUUCCACUGUGGCGACAUCGGCUCUGGACAAGUGGCCAAGCUGGCCAAUAACAUGCUCAUGGGCAUCACUGGCAUGGCCACUGCUGAGUGCAUGAAUAUGGGUAUCAAAAUGGGUCUAGACCCGAAAGUACUGCUGGAUGUUCUAAACAACUCGUCAGCUCGCUCCUGGUCCACGGAGGUGUACUGCCCCGUCCCCGGGCUCGUCCCCACCGCACCUUCCAGCAGGAACUAUGAUGGCGGCUUCAAGAAUGAAUUAAUGGUUAAGGACUUAGAGUUAGCAAGUGGCAUGGCUCUCGGCAUCCGGUCACCCAUCCCGCUCGGGGCGGUCGCGACGCAGCUUUACCGCAUUGUGCAAUCCCGCGGCUACGGAGAGAAAGACUUCUCUUUCGUCUAUCAGUUACUUAAAGAAGAGAAUGCUAAGAAGUAGAAUAAAUUAUUAAAUUUUGAA
This is a messenger RNA of Zerene cesonia (dogface butterfly), 1046 nucleotides long. RefSeq names its product probable 3-hydroxyisobutyrate dehydrogenase, mitochondrial (gene hibadh). Gene Ontology annotation, molecular function: NADP binding; NAD binding; 3-hydroxyisobutyrate dehydrogenase activity. NCBI's taxonomy places the organism in Eukaryota, Metazoa, Arthropoda, Insecta, Lepidoptera, Pieridae. Gene Ontology annotation, biological process: L-valine catabolic process. The record is from RefSeq and is a predicted model, not a curated record. Gene Ontology annotation, cellular component: mitochondrion. Bases 66 to 1025 code for a protein of 319 amino acids. The transcript has 6 exons.